AUGUUUAAAAAAUAUGUUAAUCCUAUUAACAAUAUUAAUAUCACAAAUAUUAGAAGAAAAUUAUUUAUUCGAGCAACUUUACCAAAAUAUAACGUAAAUCCUCAUAAUUUUUAUAUUUUGCAAGAUGAUGAACCCACUUCCACCACCACCAAUACUACAAACACCAACAAUAAUAAUUUACCAAGUUUUAUGGUUGGAUUUAAAAAUGGGUUUUUACCAAGACAAGAUCCAUUGGUCAACUUACCUGAUAAAUUUUACGCUCUUGAUUAUAUUUUGAAAAACAUGCCCAUCAAUUUAUCAAAAAAUGGUGAAAAGAAAGGAUUAUUGGCUAAAGGUGAAUUGGGAAACGUUGUAUUAAAUGAUUUGCCAUUAUACGACGUUAAUGAUAUCAACGAUCAAAGAUUUCUUUCCGCAUUGUUUAGGGAUUACACAUUCUUGGCUUCUGCUUAUUUACUUGAACCAUGCGAUAUAAUGUUUAGAGAGAAAAAAGAUUAUGGGUUAGGUAGAGCGAUUUUGCCAAAAAAUAUUGCGAUACCAUUAUCCAUCAUUGCCAAUAAAUUAAAUGCACACCCGUUCAUGGAAUACGCUCUUUCCUACAGUUUGUAUAAUUACCAAAGAAUCGAUCCAUCAAAACCGAUAAUUUAUCCAAACCUAAAACUUAUUCGUGAAUUUGCUGGAACAUCUUCAGAACACGGAUUUAUUCUGGUUCAUGUUGCCAUGGUUGCUAACUCUGGCCAAUUGGUCAGGUCGACAAUUGAAACUUUGAGUUCAGUCGAAUAUCAAAAUCGAAAUAAAUUUAAUAAUUCAUUAAAAAAUCUUUACGAGACAAUGACCUUGAUUAACAAAGAAAUGGAAACAAUGUGGUCAAGAUCUGAUCCUGCAGACUAUUUGAAAUUUAGAACUUUUAUCAUGGGUUCCAAAAAUCAACCAAUGUUCCCAAAUGGUGUAAUUUACGAGGGUGUUAGAGAAUCGGGUGCAAAUGAUUCAAUGAUUCCAUGCAUGGACAACUUAUUACAAUUAACGUCAAAAAUGCCUGAUAAUCCAUUAACAAGUGUUCUAAAAGAUUUUAGAAAGUAUCGUCCUACCAAUCAUAAAGAAUUUCUUGAUUAUGUUCAUCUCAAAGCCGAGCAAGUUGAUGUUAGAGGAUUUGCUGUAAUGGAUGCAAAUAGUUCAGCACUUUAUCUAGCAAAUAUGGAUCAAGUACGAGAAUUUCGUCAUCGUCAUUGGAACUUUACAAAGGAAUACAUCAUUAAAAAUACAAAACAUCCUGUCGCCACUGGUGGUUCUCCAAUCGUCACGUGGUUACCAAAUCAACUAGGAACAGUGUUGAAUCAAAUGAAUCAAAUAGCUCAAUUAUUGGAUUAUAGCGCUUUGACACCUGACAAUAAAAUUUUGGUGGAUCAAAUUGCUAACAGAGCUGAUAGUCAAGAAAGAAUUUUGAAUCGCGAAGUGGAAUUGUUAAAAGAAAAAUUUGAAUUGGUUCGUUCUGUUUGCAUCACAGAGCCUUUAAGUUCUGUUGAGGCCUCUAUUUCUUAA
This is a messenger RNA of Entrophospora candida, 1536 nucleotides long. The record is from the annotation of a GenBank genome assembly. Lineage: Eukaryota; Fungi; Glomeromycota; Glomeromycetes; Entrophosporales; Entrophosporaceae.